This is a messenger RNA of Ornithodoros turicata, 1213 nucleotides long. It is a transcript of the gene Tfb4, whose product is annotated as general transcription factor IIH subunit 3-like. Gene Ontology annotation, biological process: nucleotide-excision repair; regulation of DNA-templated transcription. Gene Ontology annotation, cellular component: transcription factor TFIIH core complex; transcription factor TFIIH holo complex. The transcript has 12 exons. The coding region runs from base 291 to 1172 and encodes 293 amino acids. The record is from RefSeq and is a predicted model, not a curated record. Lineage: Eukaryota; Metazoa; Arthropoda; Arachnida; Ixodida; Argasidae.
AAGAAAUCCUUGGGAAUAUCCUUCGCCAAGACGUUCGUGUUAAUUUGGAGUGUUGGCAUUUCGCUCUAAAACUGUAUCAAACCAACCAACUUCAACAAAUGACAAAGUGCAGCGAUAAAUAGCCCAACUGAUAAGGAAGGACCGACUUCAAUGAAGCAUUUUUGUUGACAUCGGUGGUGGCGCUAGUUUCCGUGAUUUUUUUUAAAUAUUCGAACAUGGGCGCACGCAACGCGAGUCGGCCACUCAGCGUCAGUUAAAGCUAUCUGUUUUGAUGGUGAUUGCCUGUAAACAUGUCAUCAGAUGAAGCAGGAAGUCUUCUAGUAACCAUCAUCGACACGAACCCGUGUUCCAAGCUCAUCAGGACCGGCGAAGGGACAAUUUCAAAAUGCUUGGACGCAAUCACAGUAUUUUGCAACUCGCACCUCAUGCUAAGCCCUCGCAACAAGCUGGCUGUUAUCGGCUGUCAUUCACACAAAAGCUGUUUCCUGUAUCCAAAGGCACAGCAAGAGACGACCGAGACAUACUCGGUUGAUGGACAGCACGAACUUUUCACCGAAGUUGCCAGUGCCGUUAAAACUGGUGUAAAGGACUUAGUUCACUCAGAUACGGAACACUCAGUCAAUGCAGAGUCGCUACUGGCUGGGGGGCUCAGCCUUGCACUUUGCUAUGUCAAUCGAAUUGAAAAAGAAGCUGUGGAUCAGAAGAAACUCCUGUCCCGGAUUUUGGUAUUCACAGGCUCCGGCGACAGUGCCUCGCAGUAUUUGAAUUUCAUGAACAUAUUUUUUACUGCACAAGUAAAGAAUGUGGUGAUCGACGCGUGUGUCCUUGAAAAGGACUCUGGUUUGCUACAGCAGGGCUGCGAUAUCACCGGAGGGAAGUACCUGAAAGUACCGAGUGUGGCAGCAACACUACAAUACUUGCUGUGGGUCUUUCUGCCAGACAAGGAAUCUAGAAACUGCCUAGUGCUGCCACCUCCAGUUCAUGUGGACUACAGGGCAGCAUGCUUUUGCCACAGGAACCUCAUCGAGAUCGGGUACGUCUGCUCGGUCUGCCUCUCAAUCUUUUGCACAUUCAGUCCCAUUUGCUCUACAUGCCAAACUGCGUUCAAGUUUACGGGUCCAAUACCCCCGCUGCUCAAGGCGAAGAAGAAGAAGCAGAAACUUGGACUGUGAUAAACGUGUAAAAAUAACCUGCAUAAACAUUUAUUUACAUA